Messenger RNA from Trametes versicolor FP-101664 SS1, 1293 nucleotides. RefSeq lists its product as uncharacterized. The record is from RefSeq and is a predicted model, not a curated record. The transcript has a single exon. The coding region runs from base 1 to 1293 and encodes 430 amino acids. Lineage: Eukaryota; Fungi; Basidiomycota; Agaricomycetes; Polyporales; Polyporaceae.
AUGAGUUCUACUUCUAGCAUCGCUUGUAACUCAGACACGUCGCCCAAGGACAUAUUCGUCGAGAGCCUAGAUCUCACGAUCAUCGAGCGACUCGCUCUGGAGACUCGCCGUGCAUAUCUUGCUACUCAUGGCACCUCCGAGGAGCAACCUACAACGCUGAGUCCUCUCAAGUGCUCAGUGGUGUCUCCCCCGAUGUCCGGCUCCUACAACGUCGUCUACGAACUGCGAUUUUUCGACGCCACAUCAUGGGUCAUCCGCAUACCCGUAGACGAAUGGGGACCCGCCAACGCCCGAUCCAUGCAGCUCGACAUCACCACAAUUGAAUACAUCAUGGCCCGCACGACCGUCCCCAUUCCAACGCUACACGCCUACUCGUGCGACACCAACAAUCCCAUCCAGCAUCCGUACAUGAUCAUGGAUAUGGUCCAGGGUACCCUUCUCAUCGACAUCUGGUACGAUUCCUCUUGGUGGUCUGGGGCGCGGACGAAGGAGAACCUCCUCAAUUCACUAGCGGCUCAUAUGGUCGAGCUCGCCACCCUGGAGUUCGACAAGAUCGGGCGGCUGGAUCGCGUCCAACCCGACGGACCGUACUUCAUAGCGCCCCUCCCGGAACUCGGCUAUAUAUUCGGGGACGGGAAAGCUUCUGGAGGCGAGCUGGGCCCCUUUUCUUCCGUUCACGAGUAUCUCAUGGCGUUACUGGACGCGCGCUGCGCUAAGACUGGGAAUAACUCCAUGCUCGCGCUGCUGCGGAUGUUCGUCGGCGCGCUUGUGGACCCUCGGUACGACUCCGCCCCAUUCCACCUUGGCCAUCCGGAUCUCGAGAUCCAGAAUAUCAUCGUGGACAACGAGACGGGCAAGGUCGCUGCGCUCAUCGACUGGGACGGCGUGAGCGUUGGCGGCCGGCAGAUCCACGCCCUGUCGUACCCACUCUGGCUCACUGUCGACUGGGACCCGACCAUGUACGAGCCCCAGAAGCGCUUGGCCGAAUGCGACAGCGAAGAGGAUCUGCGGCGAUACCGUCAGAUGUACGAAGACGCGAUCGGCGCAGCGUCUGGGGGCACGCUCGCGCUCGUCACGCGCAACUCACAUAUCCCCGUCUGCUUGGAGAUGGCAAUCACGAGCGAGCUCAUCACGGCCGGGAUGGUCUUUCAUCUCGGGAAAUAUGUCUUUGGCUCGAGUAUACUCGCCCUCGAUGUGCUUGAGGGCAUCGAGCACAGCGGGUGGUACACUCGUAGUUUCCCGGACGACGUUGCAGAAAUCAAACGUAAACUUCCGUCUCAUAUCUGGCAAUGA